AUGGCACCGACACCAGUGGACGAUGGUGAUAGUACCAAAUCUGGCAUCCACACUCAAUACAAUGACCUCGGAUCAACCUCAAACUCGAUUCUUUCACCAUCAACGACUCAAGACACAGUCAGACAAUCAGAUGAAAUCGCUUAUCGCGAAUCACAAGAUGUCGACCUACGCAAGAUCCCAACGGCCAAAACUAGGCGAGACUCUCACAUGGGCGAGGCUUUGGAGAACCUCUCUCGCACCAUGUCCAGUAUGGAUCAUGGAGAUGCUCACCUUGAUCUUGGAGCUGUGCAUUCUCGCCGUAGUGAGCGAAGCGCAGUCCGCUCGUUUAGGCAUCAUUCUCCUUCGCGGAUGUCUGAUCUUGAAGAAGAGGCUGGUUCACCUAGUCAGGCUCGUUAUCAAGGCAUUCCUCCGGAGCUGGGAAGUUUUACUUCCGAGGUUAUCUUUGUCUUUGUGUGCUCCGCUGGUCUGAUGAUGUUCUCCUUUUUGCUUGGAGAUAUCACUGUUAACCAGGAGAAAUUCAAGGAUGCGCUGGGAAUCACUAAUAGUGAGCUUCCUUGGUUGAUUGGAGCUUACACAUUGCCCCUGAGCUUAUCGGUUGUCAUUUCGGGCUCGCUGAGUGACCUCACUCCACCGCGGAUGAUCAUGGUCGGUGCAUUUGUCUGGCUUACCAUCUGGAACAUCGUUGGCGUAUUCUCUAUCCAUUCCACCACAGCAAUAUUAUUCUAUAUUGUACGUGCCAUGCAAGGUUUGUCAAUCGGAGUCUUAGUCUCUGGAUCGAUGAGCAUCCUUGGAAGGGUUUACAAACCCGGUCUCAGAAAGAACCAAGUCUUUUCAGCAAUGUCUGCCACCGCACCGUUCGGAUUUUGGCUCGGUGGCAUUCAGGGUGGAGCUUUACAGGCCCAUUUAUACUGGAUUUUCGCAUCCAAUGCUUUUCUCUCAGCUUUGUGCGUGAUUGCCGCUUGGGUCACUAUUCCUGCCCUGCGUCCUGUUGCCGAUAUCGUCGGCACUGAAGCACCCACAAUCCGCGACUUCGAUUAUAUAGGAGCAGCUUUCGCUGUUUCAGGUUGCGUCUGUCUCUUAUUUGGCCUCACCCAGGGAUCAGUCGUGGAGUGGUCCCCCUACACAUAUUCCCUGGUGGUAGUAGGCAUCCUACUAUUGAUCGGGUUCUUCUUCGUGGAGCGUUGGGUUGCGCGCCCGCUAAUUCCAAAUCGCCUUUGGAAAACAAAAGGCUUCACACCACUGAUGAUCGCCUAUUUCCUCGGCUACGGCGCAUUCCAGGGUUGCUGGCAGUUUUACGCCGUGCAAUUCUGGCUUCGGGUACAACGACACAGUCCUAUGGCAGUUGCACUGUAUCUGUUACCAAAUGCUAUCGUUGGUGUUUUAGCAACCUGGGUAGUUAGCAGAACACUUCACAUUGUUCCAGGCCAUUACAUUUAUUUUGCUGCUAUGUGUUCCUUUGCCCUGGGCCCAGUCUUCUUCCUACCCCAGACUUCGGGCACAAUAUACUGGGCACUAUCAAUGCCAGGUGUUGCCCUGGUUACAUUUGGACCAGAUCUAUCAUUCGCAGCUGCAUCCAUCUAUAUUACCAGCAAUGUGCGUAGAUCUUAUCAAGGAUCUGCUGGUAGUUUGCUUGUCACAAUGCAGAAUCUGAGCUCGGCAGUGAUGACAGCAGUGGGAGAUGCAAUAGGAACAAAAGUGGACAAGGGUCCCUCGGGUGAUAUUGGGCUGAAAGGCUUGCGGGCGAUCUGGUGGUUUGCUCUCGGCUGUGAAGUUGUUGCAGCUGCUAUAACUCUCAUCUGGGUGAGGAUUGACAAGCAAGAGGAGAAGCACGAGCAUGUCACUUAA
This is a messenger RNA of Penicillium taxi, 1845 nucleotides long. RefSeq names its product MFS transporter. Gene Ontology annotation, cellular component: membrane. Gene Ontology annotation, molecular function: transmembrane transporter activity. The record is from RefSeq and is a predicted model, not a curated record. Gene Ontology annotation, biological process: transmembrane transport. Bases 1 to 1845 code for a protein of 614 amino acids. NCBI's taxonomy places the organism in Eukaryota, Fungi, Ascomycota, Eurotiomycetes, Eurotiales, Aspergillaceae. The transcript has a single exon.